GCCAGCCGGCGCUCCGGCUUCUCGGUGUCCCUUUAAAAUCUGAAACCAAGGGUAAUGAUUUAUCAAACUCUUAUUAUCAAGAAAAUGUCACACGAAGGGCACCUUGCUAUGCACUGACGCAAACUCAGUCUUUCCCAAGGAAGUAUAGAAAGCUUUGCUCUGAACUGGGAAAAUCCAGUCUGUCAAUUGCCUGUGCCGCUGUUUUUACCUCUAUCGGCUCGAUCUGUGGCUAUUUAAGACAUGGAUUACGCCAGUCAAAGGGAUAUGAGCAAGCAGCCUGUGAACAAACCUGAAGCGGUGGCUCCCGGACCCAAUGAAGGUGCGGGAGUUGUAAGAAUCAGCCCCGAAAAUGAGCCGCAGAACGCCCCUCCGCAAGCCCCCGCCGCGACGGUCAGGCUUUCCCGGUCACUCUCUAACGACAGCAAAACCGUUCCCUCCGAAGAAGCGAAACCAAGCGAUUUUGAGAGGACCAAAGUCGGGAUCUGCAAGCUCAGCAGCACCCCGGUGCAAGCCAACUCCACCCUCCGGAGGGAAUCUGUGGAAACCUUUCCCUGCAAGCCUAGCCCCGGGGCAGGGAUCGCCGGGCAAGCUGCUAUCCCUCAUUGCAAAAUUCCCGCUUUGCAAAGCACAGACGGGGACGCUACCCUAAGCCUUGGUAAGAGCACGCUGGAGCAAAACAACGCCAAGGGCGCCUGGGUGACCUUGAGCCAGAGUACCGUGGUGCUGGGCACAGAUGGCAACGCUUCUGUUCUUCCUGGCAGAGUGGAGGGGGAAGACGAUGUGGGGGAUGAAAAUAAAGCCCGAGGGAACUGGUCUAGCAAGCUGGAUUUCAUCCUCUCCAUGGUGGGUUAUGCAGUGGGGCUGGGCAAUGUCUGGAGGUUCCCGUACCUGGCCUUUAAGAAUGGGGGAGGUGCGUUUCUCAUCCCCUAUUUGAUGAUGUUGGCUCUAGCUGGGAUCCCCAUUUUCUUCCUGGAAGUCUCCCUGGGGCAGUUUGCUAGUCAGGGCCCCGUGUCGGUCUGGAAAGCCAUCCCCGCCUUGCAAGGCUGCGGCAUCGCCAUGCUGAUCAUCUCGGUUCUGAUAGCCAUAUACUACAAUAUUAUUCUGUGCUACACACUCUUCUACCUUUUCGCCUCCUUUGUACCCGUGCUCCCCUGGGCUUCCUGUAACAACCCCUGGAACACGCCAGACUGUAAAGAUAAAACCAAACUUUUGCUAGAUUCCUGCAUUGUCGGCGACCACCCAAAAAUACAAAUCAAGAACUCUACUUUCUGUAUGAGUGCCUAUCCAAACUUAACCAUGGUUAACUUCACCAGGGAAGGAAACAAAACGUUUGUCAGUGGGAGUGAAGAAUAUUUCAAGUACUUUGUAUUGAAGAUUUCAGCAGGAAUUGAAUAUCCUGGUGAGAUUAGAUGGCCCUUGGCUCUAUCUCUUUUCCUAGCUUGGGUGAUUGUUUAUGCCUCCCUUGCUAAAGGAAUCAAGUCAUCAGGAAAAGUUGUGUACUUCACAGCUACAUUCCCCUACAUAGUUCUCAUCAUCCUUCUCGUAAGAGGAGUAACUCUACCUGGAGCUGGAGAUGGGAUCUGGUACUUCAUCACACCCAAGUGGGAGAAGCUGAUCGAUGCUAUGGUUUGGAAGGAUGCUGCCACUCAGAUUUUCUUCUCCCUAUCUGCAGCAUGGGGAGGUCUAAUUACCCUCUCUUCAUACAACAAAUUCCAUAAUAACUGCUACAGGGACACAUUGAUAGUCACGUGUACCAACAGUGCCACAAGUAUAUUUGCAGGCUUUGUCAUCUUCUCAGUUAUUGGCUUCAUGGCAAAUGAACUCAAAGUGAAUAUUGAAGCUGUGGCAGACCAAGGUCCUGGGAUUGCUUUUGUGGUUUAUCCAGAAGCCUUAACUAGGCUGCCCCUCUCUCCCUUCUGGGCUAUAAUAUUCUUUUUGAUGCUUCUAACCCUUGGAUUAGACACUAUGUUCGCCACCAUCGAGACUAUCGUGACCUCUGUGUCAGAUGAGUUCCCCAAGUACUUACGCACGCACAAGGCACUGUUCACUCUCGGGUGCUGCGUGUCCUUCUUCAUCAUGGGAUUUCCUAUGAUCACUCAGGGUGGAAUGUAUAUGUUACAGCUUGUGGACACUUAUGCAGCCUCUUACUCUCUUGUCAUUAUUGCCAUCUUUGAGCUUGUUGGAGUUUCCUAUAUCUAUGGAUUGCAAAGAUUUUGUGAAGAUAUAGAAAUGAUGAUUGGAUUCCAGCCAAGUAAAUUCUGGAGAGUCUGUUGGGCAUUUGUGACCCCAACUAUUUUAACAUUUAUUCUCUGCUUCAGUUUUUACCAGUGGGAACCCAUGACUUAUGGAGCUUACCACUACCCAGGCUGGUCCAUGGUGCUCGGGUGGUUGAUGCUGGCCUGCUCAGUCAUCUGGAUCCCAGUUAUGUUUGUGAUAAAAAUGCAUCUAGCCCCAGGCAAAUUUAUUGAGCGGCUCAAGCUGGUGUGCUCUCCACAGCCUGACUGGGGCCCGUUUCUGGCCAAGCACCGUGGCGAACGUUACAGGAACAUGAUUGAUCCGCUGGGAACCUCCUCCCUGGGACUUAAACUGCCAGUGAAGGAUAUGGAAUUGGGGACCCAGUGCUAAUAAUUAUUACAAAAGGGUGGCAAUAACAUUGUCAGGCUUCUCUGAUUUUUUUCCCCCCACUGUUUCUUCUUUUCUUUUCCGCAGUGCCUGAAAGUGGUUGCUUAGGAAAGCAGGAUUUACUGUUGCAUGCUGUAGGGAAGGCCUAACUAGACCACUUCCAGGUGUAGGUGAUGCCCGUGACGUGUUCUGUACCUGGUGACACAGCAAAAGCCCUGUGUGGGACAGGUGACAUAACCAGGUGUUGUCAGGUGAUGUAGGAAUAAACAAAACCAAACCUAAAAAUCUUAAGAGGAAAUGAUGUGCGCAGUUUGACCCAUUUCCCACAAGCACCCUUGUAGCAGGUGGCUGUGAUGGGACUAGGCUUUUGCUACCAGUGUGUUCCAAGGAAAGUUCAGCCCUCAAAUAUGAUGGAAGUGAGCAAAGAUCUCCUGAAGCCCUGAUGUAAAUCCAGCAUAAGGCUCCUAUAGCAAUGGGGUUGCUUUUUCUACACUGACAGCCAACCUUGGCCCAUCAGGUCUGCACACCUCCUUUAUGAUUUAUACUAACUUGGAGAGAUUGUUAUGUUAUUUAAACAAGUGGAGACCCUUGAAACAGCACACCAGGAAGCAAUAUGUGGGGUGAGAACUGAAGCACAAUAAUCCAUUUGAUCUUUUCAAGUAGAAAAAUAAGAACAAAAUCUUUAAAAAUGAUCAAUUGAGACUGGGACUAAACUGCAUUUGAGUCUAGAAGUGGUUUGGAAAUGGUGCCAGAAUUAGUUGUAUGGGCAUCACUGUUUAAAGUCCUGUCAUAUGUUUCAUUUGAUAAUUUGAUAUCUGUCAUUUCAACUAGGAAUGCCUCAGUUAUACAAAGUGUCUGAAAACUUGCUCCACGCCAAGUGCACCUGUGGUUUUACUCACUUUACUCCAAUACUCUGAACAUAAUUUUCCUUGUUUCUCUGCUUUUGUUUACAGUAUCUCCUCAAGAAGCCAUCAUAUAAUUUGUGCCUAACUUUGUAUUCUUACAGUGGUAAGUGUAGUCUAGUUACCACCUGAAAACAGUUAUUAGAAGUUAGAUGUGCUGUUCAACUUUGUGACUCCCCAUUAAUUUGCCUAUAAGCAUCUUUAUAUAACCUGUAACCUUCAGAGGGUGUAUUCUUCUCUUUCAACCAAUGGGGAAAUAGCAGGACCCCACUUGUCUAUAUAUUAUAUAUAUAGCACGUAAAUUCUUCAAAGCAGUAUUCUCUCUGAAACGUGCAUAGGGUAUUUUUUUCAUUAAAACAUUUGCAUUAAAUAAAAACCCCCAAAUCCACAAUAAUUAACCACUGCAGUCAUCCAUACAGAUGCAACAAUAGAUCUAGAAAAUGCAAGGGUUGGGGGGAGAGGACAGUUUAGUAGAUGGCCAUCAUAACAUUGCAUAGCAGUAGGACAUCCUAAAUCAUUACAUUUUAGAAAUCAGAUAUAAGCAGUCAUAUGAAUAUUAGACUUAUGUAGUUUUCUUACCUAUUGGGCAGAGUAAAAAAUAGAGCUUUUUAAGAGUACAUUUAUUUACCUAAAUAGAAAAUUAGCCCAACUUAUUGUAAAUGCACUAGAAUGAGGGAGAAAAAUAUAUCUUCAAUAAUUGGCGAAAUUAACAUUUAUUAUCUUGUUAUAUCCUAUACAUACAUAUAUGAUAUUUUUUAACAGUGAUCAGUGUUCAUGCAGUGUGUGCUAGUGAUGUUUUUGUCCCUAUAAAUAUCUUACCAAUCAGUGUAGAAAUGAUGAGCUUAGUAGUUUAGCCAGUUUUUUCCUCCCCACAGACACUACUGUAGUAGCCUGUAAAUGGUUCUUUCCUUUCAGGGGCUGUUUCUAUCCCGUUCUUUUGUCUGUCUGUCUUCAUAUUACAGGGUCUCAGGUAAAUCCUCAGUUCAUGUGUGUCUGUAGAUCAGUAGGUGUGUUGUUUCAUCCCGUUGAAGAAAACAAAAAACUAAACUUUACAGUAACACUUCCACAAAUUGUUAACUCCUUUUCUCUGUGUGUGUGUAUAUAUAUAUGUAUAUGAAAUAUAUUACUCAUUUUGCUGAACUUCCUCUUUCAUGGGGCAAUUAGUGUUGCCAGUUCUAGGCACUGCUGGAGACCUUUAAUCCUCACACAGGACAAGUGAAGCACUAUCAGGGGUUGUCACCCAGGGCAGGGACGGCAGAUUCCACAAUAUUUUACACUGACGCCUGAAUCUCCGCUCCACGGGCUCUUGUUGGUCCCUGUCUCACACAGCAGCAAGACAGGACCCUCCUGUGAGCUUCUCUGCCUUAAAGCUGUUCCCCUUUGCUUCAGCUUUGCCUGCUGUUUUAAUAAAAGACUUGCUAUUCUUACUUCUGGCUUUUAUUUUCCUGACAGAGGCAGGUUUGAGAAGCCAUGCUCUGUUUGACCUCAUGAAGGUCUACAAGGAUGAGCUGGAAAUUUGGUUACCACAUCUAGGUGGGGCUGAGGGACCUUCCCUGGGUGCAGAAAGGAACCUAUUGAUUCUGUGAUUCUAAGUCAGCACCUCUCUUGGGAAUUAUGCAUUUCUGUUGGGAUAAAUCGUUUUGGGUCUCUCUUGACCAACACUGCCUCGUACCUCGGUUUGAUUUUUGGAGUCCAAGCCAGUUUGUCUUCGCCACUGAUGUCACUAAAAACCAACAACAAAUAUAACAAAUACCCAUAGGUUUGGUCCUCUUUGAAAAAGAGAAAACACAGUCAAAUAAUUUGAGAGUACUGAAUCCUUUCACUUACCAGCUUGUCUCAAGGCUUGCACUGGAACUGGGAUUAACUCAUUGCCAUAAAGUUCCCUCAGUGUAAGGAUGUCAGCUACUGCCUACCUGAAUUAUGAAAGAGAUAUCAUUUGAAGUAAUACUGCUGGGGUAUGGUAUCUUUUGGCUUGGAUUACCAAACCAGACUGCAUGUGAAAUUGCAACUGAAUUGCUUUCCAUGAUUUAUGUAAUUAAUCUGCUUGCUUUUAAUUUAGAUGUUGUUCCUGUGCCUGCUAAGUCAUUAGCACAGGAUUAAGCUUGAAUUUGAAACUCUGUAAACAGAUGAUUGUGAUUUUUUUGCUUGCUGAUCUUUGUCUUCAGCUUUGACCCCAUAGCUAGGCUUGCAAAAACCUUUGGAAAAGGGGAGAAAUGCAUAUAAAAAUCACAGAAGAUGUGAAAUUUUCACUGUACGUGAAAAGCAGGGGUUUUUUUUGGUCACAUGAGACUUUUUCUAAAGUAUUUUACUGUUCAAAUCUGAAAGUUGAGAUUAAAUUAACCAGCAGUGUCUUCUUUAACUGAGAAGUUACCUUGAAGUUUGGGAAUGCACUUCAUUUACCAUGUUCUAAGGGAAGUUUGCAUGUACUUUGAUAAUUUUCUAAAAAUAAAUUUAGUAACUAAUAGCAUAACAGUAAAGAUCUUUAAAAGAAAAAAAAGGAGGGGAAAAAGCCAUAUUAGUAAAAAUGUGAUGUAUGUACUUUCAGAUCUAUCUAUCUUGUGAGUAAAAAAUGUUUAAAUUUGGUGAAAUUAUGAUGCAUAUUUUUUCUUUGAAAUUAAAUUGAAUUUCUGGAUGAGCUGAGAUGCAUUAUUGUAUGCAUUAAAGAUUAUACCUAAUGCAAAUGCUUGCCAUCUUCAAAUUCUUUGGGGUCUUCCUAGUGUUUUUAAUAUGCAAUGUUCAAAACCUGUGUUUCAGCUAGACAAGGCAGCACUUUGUUUCCAAAAGAAGGGUUUAACAAAAUGACCUUUAAUUGAGAAAGACUUGGAUUGUCUUUAUCUGAUGUUUCAAUUGAGUCCAAGUAGUCUUUUGAUUCGUUUCUGCUCCACUGACCACAUUAGAUGUGCCUCCACACUGAAGAUCAUUGCUUCUGAUACACUGUGUGACUAUCUCUUGCCAUCAAAUUCCAACACUGAUUUUAAAUACCUUUGGUCUUUUUGUUAUGUACAAUUGUAUGGAUAAUAUGACUUCUUUUUGCCUGUGUUAAAGCAAUGUUUAUGCAUGGCAGUCAUUGGUCUCCUGUUGGUUUCUUAUUCUGCAGCUCCAAUUCUUCUUGCAAUCAAGGACAGACUUGUAGGAACUAUGGGUUGCAGACAGCAGAGCUUUCUGACCAGAGGCAUCCCAGAAAGCUUCUCUGUUCUGCUGUUGCAAGAGACACUUGUUGCUUGGUUUGUAGUUAGAUAGUGUGCACAUAAGGUACCUGUAAGAUGGUCAGAGCUUGAUAUUCCUGAGGGUCUCAGGUUGGUGACUUGAGGUGGGAGGGGAUUUCUGCCUUUGUCACCCUCAGGCAGCCUAUCACUAAAGAGAGAAGGUUUUCCUGAGGGGUUUAUCAUAAUGUGAGAACUAGGUUGGAUCUUAAUGCUUGCAAUAUUUUUAUUUGCCCAUAACAUUUAAAUACAUCUUCAGGUAACCAUUUGCCUUAUAGCUAUCUUCCAUUGCUAGGAAAAUUGACUAAAACAUGUUGUUAUCUGUCCUUUAUAUUAUGUAGUAUUACCUUGUAAGGUAGAUGCUUGGCUGGUAUAAAUUGUCACAGCUUUGUCUGGAGCUGUGACAAUUUACACCAGCUGAGAAUUUGCUCCCUGUGUCCUAUGGCACUUUAUUACAGACCCAUCGCUGAUGGGUUAAAUCUUAAUUACUUGCGUAAUGUCAUAUAUAAAUAUAUAUAUAUAUAUUUACAGGCAUUCUAUGGGGUACUGCUGCCUAUGGAUAAAGAUUUGUACCCUAACCAGAUCAUUAAAAUUUUUGCAUUAGCUGUAUGUGCAAAAGAUAUAUUGUUACAAAGAAUGCAUCGUACAUAUAUCUCAUGUAGUACAUAUUAUGUUGCUGUAUGUUGUUAAUUUCAGAUAUCAUUAUUCUUGAGGCCCUACCUCAAAUUUUGUAUUUAUGUGUACAAAUGCAAUUUAUUGUAUUGUAUAUUUGCCUAAUAUAUUUGGAUGUGAUAAAUUAAAAUUAUUCAAUAAUGUAUGGGCUCUAAAGACUCUAAAUAAAUGUCCAGUGUUUAAAACAGAAAUUACA
Molecule: messenger RNA, 7595 nt
Organism: Corvus hawaiiensis (hawaiian crow)
Lineage: Eukaryota; Metazoa; Chordata; Aves; Passeriformes; Corvidae
Gene: SLC6A5
Product: solute carrier family 6 member 5
Exons: 16
Coding region: 241-2625 (794 amino acids)
Biological process (GO): sodium ion transmembrane transport; glycine import across plasma membrane; synaptic transmission, glycinergic
Cellular component (GO): membrane
Molecular function (GO): glycine:sodium symporter activity
Source: RefSeq, a predicted model, not a curated record